Exophiala bonariae is the source of this 1608-nucleotide messenger RNA. RefSeq lists its product as uncharacterized. Gene Ontology annotation, biological process: regulation of DNA-templated transcription. NCBI's taxonomy places the organism in Eukaryota, Fungi, Ascomycota, Eurotiomycetes, Chaetothyriales, Herpotrichiellaceae. The record is from RefSeq and is a predicted model, not a curated record. Gene Ontology annotation, molecular function: zinc ion binding; DNA-binding transcription factor activity, RNA polymerase II-specific. Bases 1 to 1608 code for a protein of 535 amino acids. The transcript has 2 exons.
AUGGCGACCAAGAGGUUCACCAGGCCGCCUCCGAAACUGCGGACCAAGACUGGUUGUAGCACGUGCAGAACGCGACGCAAGAAGUGUGAUGAGGUGAGACCGAUCUGUUCAGCGUGCCACCGGUUAAACAUCCAGUGCGUUUAUCGAGAGGCGUCGUCUUCUUCUGAAGAGUCCAGAGACUCAUCAGAGCCCACUACUACUGCUGUCGUUUCGCGGCGUGGCUCUGGGUCCGGGUCUGAUAGCGACUCGGUCAUCGAAGUCUUGAGACCUUCGCCGUUUACUUCGUCGGUGUGGUGUGGCCCCUACGGACUAAGGACGAAACGCGAUUUCGACAUCCUCCGGUACACGACCGAGACAUAUAUGAAUGUUCUGGUCUACCCAGAGGCGGACGUGGAAUUUCGGAAACCUUACUCCAUUUUCGCGGCUAGCAGUGAAAAUGCCUUCGUGAUGCAUGCCGCCCUUGCUCCAGCUGCUCUCCAUGCAUCAGCUGCUGGCUUGAUCCCGAGAGAAGAUGCCAUGAUUUAUACCCAAAGCGCGCUGCAAGGUCUCCGCAAAGUGACGCGUGAUUUGGCCGAUACACAACUCGAACGAAACUCUUUUCUUGCCGGCUCUCUUUUUAUGGGCAUCUUCGAGGACUUCUAUCCUUCGGAAACUAGUUCGAGUUUGACUUUUUAUCGCGCCAUAGGAAAAGUCCUCGAAGAGAGUAUGGCCGAUGUUCCGCGGUUUCAACUAUCGAAAAUGUCCAUUUUUGAGCGCACACUCUUGGAUAGUGUGCUUUACCACCUGGCAACUCGAUUGGUGAUGGCGGAAGACAUUGAGCCAACCGUUGCUGCAUUUCCUACUGGCGCAAUUGCGAAGUACAUUGAAGCCUGGGAUUCAGAAAGUGAGGUCGAUGCAGCACGUGCUCCCAUCCGUCCGGUCAUUGGAGAUAUCCCACCUGCUCUGUUCUUGAUCAUCUAUCAAAUCACCUGGCUUAGUAGACAGCUUCCAUUGGAGGAGUAUCAUCAAGAUCUUGCUCUACAAUGCCUUGCAGACUUGGAUCGCCUCCAAGCCGCCAAGCCCAAACUGUCACAUGAAGUUGUUCCACCAUUUAUCAAACUGUCAAACUGUCAAAUUGCCGCCAAGCUCUAUGCUCUGGCCUUGAGGAUUUUUAUCUGGAAAGUCAUCGAUCCAGAACACAUCUCCAACGCUUCCCCCCGAAUAGAAUCAUUGUUAGCAACAGGCCUUGAUCUGUUAAAGCGCUAUGACGGGGAGCUCCCGUUUGGGCAGUUCAUUUGUUGGCCGAUCCUCGUUCUCGGUUGUGCAGCCUGUCCUGUAACUUCGGCUGAGUUUGUUCAAGGUGGAAAUGCAGGCUCUGGGCAAGCAGUGCGAGCGCAUACGCGACAAUUGAUUAAAAAACUCCUGCAACAGAUUUGGAACGUGGCGUAUUCGGGCCACGUCACGCGCUGCGAACUUGCCCUUGUAAAGAUCUGGCAACUUCCAGGAGUACUAGUCCGCAGUGACAGCCGUUAUUACAACGCAAAUUCAGGCAAGGAGAUCUUGUAUGAUGGUCUUCUUGCAUUGAUAUCUAAAGGUGGCCCAGGGACUGGCCUUCAUCUUGUUUCUUGA